Molecule: messenger RNA, 3100 nt
Organism: Candoia aspera
Lineage: Eukaryota; Metazoa; Chordata; Lepidosauria; Squamata; Candoiidae
Gene: MBOAT7
Product: membrane bound O-acyltransferase domain containing 7
Exons: 8
Coding region: 217-1632 (471 amino acids)
Biological process (GO): lipid modification; phosphatidylinositol biosynthetic process
Cellular component (GO): mitochondria-associated endoplasmic reticulum membrane contact site; membrane
Molecular function (GO): lysophospholipid acyltransferase activity
Source: RefSeq, a predicted model, not a curated record
GAAGCGCGCAGGCAAGCGGGAGAGAGAGCGAAACCUUCGCGCAAGGCGUGUGGAUUCUGGCCGGGGAGGCGGGUCUCGCUCUGCCCGUCCUGCAAUGGAUGUCGCAAGAAGCUGAGCCCCGCGACCCCGCUUGCCCACCCUGCAAACUGCCCCCGCUCCAUCCUCCCUUUGGGGCAGCCCGCACGUGGCGGAAGGGGCUCCCUUUCAAAGGUUACAAUGUCACCUGAUGAAGUUGUCUACUUGGCGGUCCUUCUCAUCUCUAUACCUGUUGGCUUCCUCUUCAAGAAAGUGGGUUUGAAGACCAAGAAAUACGGGGGAGCUGCUGUAGGACUCGUGCUUAUACUGGCCACUUGCCAGAUCCACAUCCUUCACUCCCUUGUCACCAUCCUGGGGACAUGGCUUAUUAUCAAUAUCUCACCAAGGACUUGUCACUACUUGACACUGGGAUGGACAUUUUCCUACUUACUUUUUUUCCGCAUGGUUACUUUCUUCAACUAUCCACAGCCAACACCGUUCGCCAACGCUGUGCAACUUUUGCUCACUCUUAAGCUGCUGAGCUUAGCCAACGAGGUGCAAGAACUCAUUCAGGCGAAGAAACAGGAAGUGACAACGUUCACCAAGUCUCCAAUGAUUGGUGCGAUUCCCCAAAUGCCGGGAUUGGUGGAGAUGCUGUGCUACAGUUACUGCUAUGUGGGGCUUAUGACAGGCCCAUUUUACCGCUAUCGUACAUAUCAUGACUGGUUGAGCCAGCUUGACCCUUCUGUUAUACCUAGCUGGCAGCCACUUCUUUCCAGAUCCAGAAUGAUCCCCAUCUUCGGAAUACUUUUUUUGGUUGUCUCCCACUUCUUCCCCCUUGAUUAUGUCCGAAGCGAUGCCUUCUAUGAGAGAGGACUUCCUUUCCGCCUCUUCUACAUGGUGCCCAUCUUCUUUGUCUUCCGCAUGCGCUUCUAUGUUGCCUGGCUUUGCGCUGAGGGCGCCUGCAUCGCUGCUGCUUUUGGCGCCUAUCCAGCCAGUGCCAAGUCUCGAUCAGGUGGAGGACCUACUGUGGAAUACGAGCCUUUAAGUCGAUCAGCUGAUGGGGAAGAAUCCAAUAUUGCCUAUGAUUAUGAGACAAUCAAAAACAUUGAUCCACACGGUACGGACUUUUGUGUCAAAGUGAAGGAUGGCAUGCGCUAUUGGAACAUGACUGUCCAGUGGUGGUUGGCACAUUACAUCUACAAAAGUGCACCUUUUCAAUCCUAUGUCAUGAGGAGCGCCUGGACAAUGCUUAUCUCCGCCUACUGGCAUGGGAUCCACCCUGGGUACUACCUCAGUUUCCUUACCAUUCCGCUCUGCCUAGCAGCUGAGGGGGCCAUGGAGACUGGCUUCUUGAGGCACCUCUCCCCGUCUGGGCGUCUUUUUGGUGACUGGAUACAGUGGUUCCUGAAGAUGAGGGCCUAUGACUACAUGUGCAUGGGCUUUGUGUUGCUUACCUUUGAGGAUACCAUUCGCUACUGGAACUCAGUCUAUUACUGCAUCCAUGUGGGAGCUCUGCUUUUCUUCGUGCUGGGAAAAGUGUUGGGGGCCCAGAGGAAACGGGGCUCCCUGAAGGGCAAACAGGGCGCUCCCGAGAACCCCCAGCUGCAGGAAUGAGAAGGCAAAGUGACGUUGCCAGAAGCCCACAGCAUGGGAUGCUGCCAUAGGCCCUGGAGGCUAAGGGAAUAAAUAAGUAAGACUAGUUUUGGUGGAUGAUAUGACCAGAACUAUAUCUGGAGAUUGAAGGAAGUAAUCUGAGAUUGAACUCAGAAAUCCCUACUUUUUGUCUGCUUUGUGACAAAAUGAUAUAGGAAUCCUAAAAAUAUUGCCGCCUAUGCUACUCUACUCAACACCAGGGGAUUCUGAGAGGAGGAAAAAAUCUCUAAAUCUUAACUUCUAACCCUUUCCUUUGUUAGCUUUCUUUCUAAGCUUUCACUCUCCUUCCACAGCACUCAGGAAUCUUACUUUUGACUCCUCUCUAUUCUUGUUUUUCCUUUCAUUUUUCUUUAAAGUCCAAACCUCAGCCAUUUUAUAGGAUAGGGUAGAGGAAUUUGCCCCACUGGCUGUUAUGGAACUACACCUCCCAUGAACAGCCAAAUUUGACAGUGAUUAUGGGUGCUGGAAUUCAUACUAUAGCUGUGCAACAUCUGGAGGACCAUACAUUCCUUGUCCUUCACCCAGCAGGAAUUUUUAAUCCGUUGCAUUCUGUAACUUACCAGUCCUCAUCUCUCGCUGUCAUUUUUAUUUUCUUUAAAUAUCAUAGUAUCCUUGAAAUUAUGUGGAUUUAUAGUAUUCUUGAAAGGGUGGAUUUGGGACUUUGUCCUUGGGUGGAGAAGAGGUGAGAAUAUAAGGCUGCCAGAUUUGGGCCACAGAAAUCAGAAUGGGCACUAGAGGGCAGCAAGGAACAUUGUAACCCUUUGCUCCCAUCUAAUAGUGUUCCAGAUUUUUGCAACCCAGAUCUGGUAACUCUAUAGGAAUGCUAAGAUUUAACAAAAAAAAAAAGCUCCAUCCAAAUCUUAUAUUUUUGAUCAUUUGUACAGUGAGACAUGCAAAAAUUUGUUAGGUCUCACAAAAUCUUGAAUCGGUGACCCUUUUGCUCAAAGAGGUGAGAUUCUGGGAGGUAACAAGAUUUUUACAGGGCUGGAACCUGUGACAGCAAAAGUGGUGGAAUCACGAAGAUUGGUUUGCUAAUGUAGUGGUACAGGUAGGGCUGGUGAACAAAUCAGAUGUUGCACAUAAAAACUGCCAUAUUUAAGUAUGUUAAUGCUGAGUAUAAGGUACUAAUACAUGUCCUGCAAAUUUGAUUUUUCAGCUAUGAUAUUUGAUUUUGGGGCUGAAAAAAUUUAAAACAUUUUAGGGCAUACAGGGCUGUAUCAUAUGGGGCCUAAAAUGUAUACACUGAGUAUAAAAUGGUGAAUUUUAGUUUGCAAAACAUAAACAAGUAUUGUAACUAUCGGAAAGAUGAUUUCUCAGGUAAUAUGUUUAUGUCUUAAGGACAACUAUAUACGAACCUGCUUGUGUCUGCAUUCUUUUUGGUUUGAGACAGUAUCAUUUUAUUGGAAAGCUUACUCGGAAAAUAACAUUU